This is a messenger RNA of Tigriopus californicus, 3040 nucleotides long. RefSeq lists its product as uncharacterized. Gene Ontology annotation, cellular component: SCF ubiquitin ligase complex. Gene Ontology annotation, biological process: SCF-dependent proteasomal ubiquitin-dependent protein catabolic process. The coding region runs from base 637 to 2592 and encodes 651 amino acids. The transcript has a single exon. NCBI's taxonomy places the organism in Eukaryota, Metazoa, Arthropoda, Copepoda, Harpacticoida, Harpacticidae. The record is from RefSeq and is a predicted model, not a curated record.
CCACUAUUUUCUCGUCAAUGAUUUUCUUCGCCAUUAGUAGUUAACUCGAGAGAUGUUGAGAAUCAAAGUAGGCCUACUAAUCACUUGACAGUACGGCAGAUCAAACCACUAAGCAAGCGUUUCAACCCAAGAUAUUCCGUUCAUUGACCUUAAUGAAUCUAGUGCAUCAUUUCUUUGAUAUGGGUCGCUACACGACCAGGAUUUCAUCACGCUGCUGAGUCCUCUGUAGUACGGGCCUUCAACAAUGCCUUCGACAGUGAGGCUAAUUCUAGGCCUUGAGACCUUUGUCAUCAUGACUCAUUCUCUGCUGCCCCACCAAUACAUGCACAUGUAAACAAACGAUCCUCGAAGUGUUCCAAAAACGUAACUCGAGACAUCUAGCGGAUGAUCCCCAGCAAGAGAUCGAGAACAGUGAGAGCACUUCUUCUUCGAUCCUACUACCACUGUCGGCGACAGUCGACAGUCGUCGGUAGGGGCCGUAGGGGCCCUCUAUUCUGAAGGCCGUUCAAAAAGUCUUUCUCUUUCCGUCGGUCUCCAUUGGUGUGUUGUGACUUGGGCUCUACCAUGGAAGUCCGCAUUUGCAUCCCGUCAAAUUAGUAAAGAAGCAAGCAAGAAGCGCCUCUUCCUUUAAUCAACAUGGUUAAGUACAAACAGCCCAAGAAAUUGUAUGACCUUUGUCAUAAAUGGUUUUGCGAGUACUUGGGCGACAAGGUCAUGAGUGCGGGCCAUGACAGUAUAAGUAGUGCCAAACAUCAAACCCUGAGUCUAGUUCGGGUGAAACUGAGACCCUUCUUUGUGGAACACUUACCCGUGGUGGUGAGAUCCAGUCUCUUGGAAGCGACCAGUGAGUUCCUUCUGCAGAAAUCGCUCUUGUCUGGCGUGGAUUGCGAUUAUGGCAGGUCCAUUUUGUACUUGCUCUACCUUCUGCUGAGUAAGGAGGUGAAGCAACUCAAAGUGACGUUGUGUUGCUAUUAUGGAUGUCGAGAUAUGGAGGGCGUUUUGCGAUACAUUAAAAAGAACGGCAACGCCCUGGAGCAUCUGGAACUUUGCCGAUCGUCAUUGCUGCGCAUGGAUCCUUUAUUGUUCCGCAAUGUGUUAACAUCGGCUACGAAUCUCACCUCUUUGGUGGUGAGGAACAUUUGUUCUGAUGCCAUGCUCAAGCUGAUUGGCACCCAUUGCUAUGCAUUGCAGUAUCUGGAUAUCUCACAUUCCAAGCAAGUGUCAGAUCUGGGGAUCGAGUCUCUAUGUUGUCAGGUACAAAUUCGGGACAAACGUGAAAUGUCAGAUACGGAGCUUCAUGAGAUUCCAUUUCGAAUGGUUGACCAAACCUCCACCACAAUCACUGUCCAAGAGGAUUUUGGAGAUACUGGCUCCUCGUCCGUGGGCUGUGUCGGAAAGAUGCCCUCUUGGCGGGAGUUUCGUCAGAAAAUGCGGGAUUAUUUAAUCACUUCCGAUCAGAAUCGGAACGAGGAGUGUCUAGUGGAAAUUAAACAAGUUCAUCAUCCUUUGUGCUAUACUUUGAAGGCCUUUGAUAUCACGGAUACGAGUGUGACCAACUCCGGAUUGCUCAUCAUUUUGAAGAAGAUCCGAAAGAUUCACUCAUUGGGCGAGUACAGCAUCUCGGACAACUUCCUCCGGAAUCUCAAUGUGGCGUCCAUUGUGAAUUCGGAUCAGUUUGAGUUGAAUGCAGUCCAUUCACGAAAAGUUACCGGAGCGGGAAUGCUUAAUCUAGUACGUGUGAUGCCCAAAAUCCGAUCGUUGACCUGCUGGGAACCCCAAUUCGACAUCGGGGAGCUCAGCUGCUUGAAUGGCCUCAAACAGUUAACUCUAUUGCGAUUGACAUUUGCGGAGAACACGGUCCGACAAAUCAUGAGCUUCAUAGAGGAAUCGGAAGUGGUUCAAAUUUUGGACAAGAUCUGUCUAGAAUUUAUCGUGCACGAAGAGUAUUUACAAUACAGUCGCUCACCGAAUAUGCAAGAGUUCGACAUAUCCCGGAUUUUCGAAUUUUGCGACAAUCUCAAGGUGUUCAUGAUUGAGUUCAAAGACAGCCUCCUCAUGACGCCACCAAUUGGAUUCAUUCUCAAGAGACAUCCGCCCAAUUGCCUAUCAUCCAUGGUGCACAUCCAGUUGGGUCAAGUGGUUCAAAACAGCGCAGUUUCCGUGAUAUUGGCCUUUUGUCCCAGCUUGAAACACUUUCAUUGCAACACGUGUCCGGAUCUGACAGAUCAUGAGCUCCACAUCUACGCUAUGCAGACCGUUUGUCGACACCUGGAAUGCUUUUAUGUGUACGAAGCCCCUUGUUUGACCUUUAACUCGUUCCAAACACUCAUCGAUUGUUUUCCGGAUCUCCAGAGAUUCGGCAACCUCACUCGUUGGGCCAUCAAUUGCGAGGGCAUUCAAAACGUGGUUCGGACUAUUCGAGACAAUAACUUUGAAAUCGAGAUCUUGUGUGGAUCUCACUGGUUCUCCUCAAAGUGUUCGCAAUCAGUCCAAUUGAAUUGCUAUCAUCAUAAAUCUGUCUUGCCCGGAUCCGCUCACUCCAACUUUGGAGGAGAGCUCCAUUAUCCGUUUCGUCAUUGGAUCAACGUCUGAAUACCCGAGGGUUGGUCGUGGCCGACACCGCCAAAGAAAAAUAGAGUAUUUGCUAAGCUCUCACUGUUUUCAUACAUUCAGAAAUAAUAUGAUUGACCACUUUUACACAAUUAUUUGUCUUUUAUUUGUACACACGUGUUCAUGUAGUAAAAGGUUAUUAGGUAGUAGUACCGUACAAGUCGUCGUCUCAUACAUUCGCUCAGAUUUAUGGAAAAUACACUUUUGUUGCAAUCGGUAAGUUAUCGUCGGAAAUUAUUCGUCCCUUAAUUUCUAACAUCGUAAGAUACGUUUUAAGUUUUGUUCCCAAACCAGUUCUUCACUCUCGGUGUUGCAAGAUCACUUUGUAAGCUUGAGGAUUGCGGAUAAAUCCGGUUCCAGCUUCAUAUUGUGUCUUGAUUUCCCGUUUGUCUCCCGUGGGCAAUCUCAAAGAAAAUGUAUUCAAGAAAUU